AUGAAGAGCAUCUUCAGAAGAAAGGAUCCCCGGUCGAGUCAACAUGAUCCUAGAUCAGACAGAGCACAUCUGACUCCUGCUGUCGGCCCUGAGCGCAUACAAGACUACUCUCACAAGUCACCAAAGUUGAUUAGCGAUAAAUUCACUUCUUCUGCAUUGGGCCACAACAUGCCCGACGUCUCGAUCCCUGACCCUCCAGAUCCGAAAUCGCAUCCGGCCGCUUAUCUUCGGAGCAUACAUGCUGUAAGGCAACGAACACGCCUGGUACUCGACGAGGCCAAAAGCAAUGCUCUCAACCAUUUUGAUGUUGAUAUAUCCAAGUUCAAGGAUACGGCAGAUUACGUACGAGACUUCCAGGGAGACUAUGCCUCUAUUCCUCCUCAUGGGCGUUGGCAGCAUUUCGAAGUUGGAGGACGGCCAAGAGUUACGCAGCUGCUUCAGUCAUGGCCAAAUUCGAUCGAUAAUCAAGAACGGACUCGACGACUUAUCGACCUUUUCCUCGUUUCGGUGCUUCUGGACGCCGGAGCUGGCACCAAAUGGUCCUACAAGUCCAAGGAAUCGGGUAAGGUAUAUGCUCGAAGCGAGGGUCUGGCCGUGGCGAGUCUAGAGAUGUUCAAAACUGGCGCGUUUAGCAGUGACCCUAAUCAACCCCACCAAGUUGAUGCUGCUGGGCUGCAAAAAGUCACCACCGACACUUUAGCGAAAGGAAUGCAAGUAACAGAGGCAAAUGCCAUGUCAGGUCUCGAAGGCAGGGCCGGACUCCUCAUUAGACUUGGACAAGCUCUUCACAACGCUGAGAUCUUCGGUCAUGACGGGCGACCUGGAAAUAUGAUAGUAGAUUAUUUGUUGUCCCAUCAUACUACACAGGCUGCGUCAGUGCCUAUCAUCUUGAUGCCAACUUUAUGGAGCGUCCUAAUGGACGGCCUCUCGAGCAUUUGGCCCGCGACCCGAACGAAUAUAGCGGGAAUUCCCUUGGGAGAUGCCUGGCCUUGUCAAGCUAUGCCUAAAUCACCACCAGCUCAACCCUGGGAGACGAUUGUACCUUUCCACAAGCUGACACAAUGGUUGUGUUAUUCUCUCAUGGUCCCGAUGACGAAGCUGCUUAAUGUUCAUUUUGCUGGCGAGGAAUUAAUGACAGGCCUGCCCGAAUAUCGAAAUGGAGGUUUGUUGGUCGACACCGGCCUCUUGACGCUCAAAGAGGAGGACAGGCAGAGAGGUCUCAAGAAUUACCACCAAAUGGUUGGAAACGGAAAUGCAGUUGAGGUUGUCCCGACUUUUGAGCCAGGCGACGAUGUCAUAGUCGAAUGGAGAGCUGUCACUGUGGGAUUCCUUGACGAUCUACUUGCUGCUGUGAACAGAGGUCUCGAGCUGGGCGCUUCUGAGCAGCUGACUCUCGCCCAGAUGCUUGAAGCCGGCACCUGGAAGGGAGGACGAGAAAUUGCAAAAGUUUCCCGGCCAAUUACUGGGGGACCACCUAUCGGCAUCAUAUCAGAUGGUACAGUCUUCUAA
Messenger RNA from Exophiala spinifera, 1509 nucleotides. RefSeq lists its product as uncharacterized. The transcript is spliced from 4 exons. The record is from RefSeq and is a predicted model, not a curated record. The coding region runs from base 1 to 1509 and encodes 502 amino acids. Lineage: Eukaryota; Fungi; Ascomycota; Eurotiomycetes; Chaetothyriales; Herpotrichiellaceae.